GGUGCUGCUGCAGUCGCUUCUAGCCCGCAAGAUCUAGCGCUGGCGGCAGUUUAUGGCCCCGACGGGAGGCGCGAUGUCCGCACCCGAAGCCUGGCUGCCUGCCUGAGCGCCGCGGCUGCCUCGGUCCCGCGCGUUCUCGCCCCUCCCGCCGAUCCUGCGGCUAUGACCGCGUAGCCUCCUCCUGGGCUGGGAUUUGCUUCAAAGUCUUCUUCAUGGAAGCGAUGUCCCCCCAGCAGGAGACUCUAGGGGGGCAGCCGGGGCGCUCCUCCUCCCUGACAGGAAUGUCUCGGAUCGCUGGAGGCCCCGGCACCAAAAAGAAAAUGAAAACGCUAGCAGAAAGGAGGAGGAGUGCACCCUCUCUUAUCUUGGAUAAAGCCCUACAAAAACGGCCUAGUACCAAGGAGAGUCCUUCUGCCAGCAUGGACACAUUUCUGUCAUCAUCUAUGUGCUCCAAUAGGACUCUGCUAAUUGAUGGCCGAGUGGAACUCAAAAGAGGCCUGCAAAGGCAGGAGCGGCACCUUUUCCUCUUCAAUGAUCUGUUUGUUGUGGCCAAAAGCAAAUAUAACAACAACUUUAAGAUAAAGAAUAAAAUAAAGUUAAGUGACAUGUGGACAGCCAGUUGUGUGGAUGAAGUGGGAGAAGGCAACACCGAUGCCAUGAGAUCCUUUGUUGUGGGUUGGCCCACGGUGAACUUUGUGGCCACCUUCAGUUCCCCAGAACAAAAGGACAAAUGGUUCUCUCUCCUUCAGAGAUACAUCAAUCUAGAGAAAGAGAAGGACUAUCCGAAGAGCAUUCCCCUCAAAAUCUUCGCCAAGGACAUUGGGAAUUGUGCCUAUUCUAAAACUAUAACAAUAACGAAUUCAGAUACAGCGAAUGAAGUUAUCAGCAUGUCUCUACCAAUGCUAGGGAUAACUGGCUCUGAGAGAGAUUACCAGUUAUGGGUCAAUUCUGGAAAAGAAGAGGCACCAUAUCCACUUAUUGGACAUGAAUAUCCCUAUGGAAUUAAAAUGAGCCAUCUUCGAGACACUGCACUCCUGACACAGGAAUCAAAGGACUCCACCAGCCCUUCUAACCUCCAGGAGCCCUUCCUCAUGGAGCAGCUGCCACGGGAGAUGCAAUGCCAGUUCACCCUGAAGCCCAGCCGCCUGGCUGCAGCCCGACAGCUGAGUGAUUCGGGUCAGAAGACAUUUAAAAGGCGAAGAUCUAUCAUAAAUUGGGCCUUUUGGCGGGGUUCUAGCACUCACCUGGAUAACUUGCCCAUGUCACCAACAUCUCCUAUGGCAGGACAGCUCUUUGGAGUGUCUCUGCCAAAUAUUUGUGAAAAUGACAAUCUGCCCAAACCUGUCUUGGAUAUGCUUUAUUUCCUUAACAUAAAUGGACCCCUCACAAAAGGAAUUUUCAGGCAAUCAGCCAAUAUGAAAUCUUGCAGAGAGCUGAAAGAGAAACUGAAUUCUGGAGUUGAAGUACAACUAGACUGUGAAUCUAUUUUUGUAAUAGCGUCUGUUUUAAAGGACUUUCUACGAAAUAUUCCUGGAAGUAUUUUCUCAUCAGAUCUCUAUGAUCACUGGGUCUGUGUAAUGGAUCAAGGAGAUGAUGAAGAGAAAAUAAAUACAAUUCAAAGGCUAUUAAACCAGCUUCCAAGCGCCAAUGUUGUUCUUCUAAGGUACCUUUUUGGGGUGUUAUACAACAUCGAGCAACAUUCCUCCUCCAAUCAGAUGACUGCAUUUAAUUUAGCAGUGUGCAUUGCUCCAAGCAUUCUUUGGCCUUCUACUUCCUCCAGCCCAGAACUAGAAAACGAAUUUACAAAAAAGGUCACUCUAGUGAUUCAGUUUCUGAUUGAAAAUUGCUGUAAAAUAUUUGGAGAAGAAAUCACUUCCCUCUUUGGAGAGGUUUCAAUGAGAUGUGAUACUAGAGAGCAUACCUCAGAUAUCUCUUGCUUACAAAUGACUGACUCCUCCUAUGACAGCUUGGAAAAUGAGCUGAAUGAGGAUGUUGAUGCUCCAUGUAGUGACCUGGUAAAGAACCUGGGUCAUGGGAGCAGAAGCAUGGACUCUGUCUUAACUCUUAGUGACUAUGACCUUGACCAGCCUGAUGUGGAAGGUCCUUUAACCCUCAGUGACUUUGACUUAGACCGUUCUAAAUCUGAAGACAUUCAAAUGGAACAGCCUCUGGAAUCCACACCGGUAACUGCUACAGUACUAUACAGAAAGGCCCCACUGCAGGACCAUGCUGGGGCCCCCUCUGGCAUGACGGCCUGCAGCUAUCUGUCUACAGCUACAGCAGAUGCUCCAAAGAGCUCAAGGCGACAUCGCCGCUGCUCGGAGCCCAGCAUCGACUAUCUAGAUUCAAAGCUUUCCUCUCUCAGGGAGUUUUACCAGAAAAAGCUACGCAAGUCCAGCUAUGAUGCAAUUCUCUCACAAAAAGAUGAGGACCAUCUAAAGCAGAAUCAACCCCUACAGGGAGAGGAUAAGAGGUAUUUUAAACAGAGUUUAGUUACAGGCACUGAUGUCAAGAAAAAUGCCACUAAUAAAAAUGCUAAGAAGAAAGACUUGUUUGAUAAUGAAGGAAAUCAUGUGAAGCUUCUCCCUAAAUCCAAGCCAGUGGCCAUUUCUGUGGCAUCUUACAGUCACACGUCCUCACAUAAUCAUCCCAGUAACCAGCCCUUUGAUGCAGAUACAUCCGGACACCCCUCACCACACACAACAGAUGCUCUCAAAAGUUCAAGGAGGCACCGGCGCUGCUCAGAGCCCAACAUUGAUGACCAGCACUCCAAACUGAGCUAUCUCAGGGGGAUUUUUUCAAAAAAACAAAAUAAAACUAGCUAUGAAGCCAGUCACUUGCAUGGAGAGGAGGAUUAUCUCAAACAGCACAAGUCUUUGCAAAUGGAGGGGCAAAAGCUUAUUAAUCAGAGUUUGGUCAUGGGGAUCGAAGUGGGCAAAAGUAGUGCCAUAAACCAAAACACUGAGAAGUUUUCACCCUCAACAUUAAACAUUUGCCCAAGGACUAGCUAUUCUAGCUUGUCCUCCCCAGGCACUUCCCCAUCUGGCUCAUCAGUGAGCUCCCAAGACAGUGCUUUUUCUCAGAUUUCAGAACAUUCCGUGUUUACACCCACUGAAACUUCCUCUCCAAUAGACUGCAAUUUUCAGGCUCAAAGAAAGCAGGAAGAACUUUCUUCUGACUUUUGCAGUUCCAGUCUCAUUUCUGGGCUGCCUGGUACCUCCUCAGAGCAGACCAGGAGCCGCCUGGCCUAUAUGAAAAAGGACACUGUAGAACGACAUUCACAAAUGCAUUCUGUAACUCUUCAUCCCAGCAUGUGGCUAAGAAAUGGUAUGGCCAGUUUGAAAAACUGGUCCCUCAAAAACAAAGCAAAGGCAACCAGAUCAGAGGAAAAGAAAAUGGCUUCUCUACAAGGACCCAAGGAGCCACCUCCACCUGCUUCUGGUGUUUCAGAAGCCAACUCACUGCAAGAGAAACAGAAGGACAUGCCCCUACGGGUAACAGAAGGACUUGGAGCUGUGCAGAAAGCCCAGCAGUAUAGCACUGAUCCCAGCCAAGUCUCAGAGAAACACAUUGGCUCUCCAUUCAGCCUAGUGGAAGACAGACUCAAGUUUUGUAUGAAGUCACAUGAGGAAGGAGAGAGGAGUGGGCAGUGCUCUCCUGGUUCUCUGCCUCAUGCGAGUUCCUCUCCCAGCUCUUUGGUUGUGGAUGAUGUGUCCAGCCCAGGGUUAGGGCCUACAGUAAUUGGUGAUGUUGGGGACAAACCAUCAACCAAGGACAUUUUACCACAGUGAGAGCAGAAACUGGGCUAAUAAUGACAUGAAGAUAAUAAUUAUUACCCUUUUUAUAAUAUACCUGGGAUAGGUAGCAUAAUUAUUGCUAAUACUUGGGACAACAAAAUCUCUUUAAUGAAACCAUUUGGCAAAAAGUUCAGACUGAAAAAACAAAUGUAUCACCUGUGUUUGUGAGGCAUUUUCUUAUUAGAGCAUGGGGUUGUUUGGUCCUGUCGUGUGAUUUUAGAGAUAACCAGCAGAGUUAGAGAAAGCAUCUUCUGUAUAGAAAACUUGCCUUAUGUAAAAUUAAUCUCUUGAGAAGGCAAGGGAAUCUUCACUUAUGUGAAGAAUGGGGAUGGUGGAGAAUGGGGAAGGGUACAGAGAAACCAUCCAUACUCCAUAGAAUGUCUUGAAUAAAUAGGCAAGAAAAAUGCCACUAAUCAAAGCAUUGGAAAGAAAGGAACACCUAGUAAUGAAGGAAAUCAUGUCAAACAUUUCCCUGAAUCCAAGCCAGUGGCCAUUUCUGUGACAUUUUAUAGUCACAUGCCCUCACAGGAUUAGUCCAGAAAACAGCCCACUGAUGUAGCUGACUGAAAAAAAAGUGGAAUGAUCCAAAAAUCAUGAGUAUCAUGAUAUCUUUUUUCUGUUUUUUUCUGUGUUGCUUGAUUCUUUUUUCUGUUAGUGUUUCAUUGCUUUGGAAAGGCUCCGGAAGACAGAGUUAUGAAGAGAAAGAAGGAAAUAUUGCUCAUCUCAUUGUCCUUCCCACAGGUACUUGUGCUGGGAACAUUCUCCCAAAAUGCAGCUUUUCUGUGAGAAAGUGACCUGAAAGCAUUCGUUACCUGAGUGUGGAGGAAGGCUGCAACAACAGUCCUUUUCUCUGUUACACGAAUGCUGUUGCCAACAUGUGAUCAAAGUCUGGCUCCUCUUUGCCGAAAUGUUUUUUCUGCAGCCCUGCCUCUUAGUGCACACAGCCAGAAAAAAUUACGGAUAAAUCAUCCUUUUUCUAAUUAUCAUUUGGCAGUAGAGAGAGAACAAUUUUAGGGGUUGCCAGGUUAUGAAGAGUUGCAGAAUAGAAUACCCACCAAAGUGGCUGUCAGGCCUUCUUAAUUACUGGCUUUGGAUUUUCUUACCUCUGGAAGUUUUUAUAUUUUUUUCCCAAAUGAUUCAUGGUUUACAGAUAGUGUAUACCCCAUUGGUUUAUUUUAUACCCAUGGAUAUUUCUCUUUUCUCUUGCCUUAAAGUUACACUAAUAUAUCUCCUGGAUUCUGUCCAUUGAUUAUUAUGCCUGGCAGCCUCUAUGAAGGGAUAGAGUCAAGAAAGGAUGUGCAUCUUCUUUCAUUUAAACUUGUUACUUAGAAGUUGCUUAGAACCCAUUGUGUCUCUUUAGUUCACCAUCAGAUGGAUCUUUCUCCCACAAACUAGCUUAUUCUGUAUUAUCUUUUUACCACCAGGAAACUUUCAUGUCAAAUAUUCUUUCCCUGUUGUCCUAAACAUUGCAUUUCUUCAGUUAUAGGGGGAGAAAUAUUUUCUAUAAGAUAUAAAAAGUCCUUUCAGUAUUAACUAUCAGUGCUACCUACCUCUAGGGUACAUGGCCCUGUUUGUCCUAAGCAUUAAAAUUAGCUUUUAGAACUCUGGGUCCAAAGAACUCCUUCAUGACACUGGCUAUCUCAGUCACAGAUGUGAAGUAGAUGUCACUUUCUAACUGACCACUCCUAUACUUAGACUCCUAAGUGUCCAUAUGCAUUUUUUGGUGGUAUAUAAAGGCAACAGGGAUGUCCCUUACCCUUAGGGCAAAACUACUGUCAGAACUGCAAGAUGUGAAUGAAACUUCCAGCUUAGAAUGUCUUUCUGGAAGAAAUUUCUUCUCUACUUAAAAAAAUAGUUCUAGCCUUUAUAUAUAUAUAUAUAUAUAUAUAAAUAGAAAAUCACCUACCCAAUUUGAAGCAUAGAAGAAAAUAGAUGUUGAAGCUCUUAAAUAACCAUUCCUACUCUGUGUUCCCUUAGAUAUUACUGUAUACUUAAUGUGAAUAGUUUGUUAAUAUUGCUGUAAAGUAUUAUAUGAUUUGAAGAACAUGUCAUUUUAUUAUACUCCGUCAAUCUAUAAUAUAUUAGA
Molecule: messenger RNA, 5883 nt
Organism: Phyllostomus hastatus (greater spear-nosed bat)
Lineage: Eukaryota; Metazoa; Chordata; Mammalia; Chiroptera; Phyllostomidae
Gene: ARHGAP20
Product: Rho GTPase activating protein 20
Exons: 15
Coding region: 213-3791 (1192 amino acids)
Biological process (GO): regulation of Rho protein signal transduction; signal transduction
Molecular function (GO): GTPase activator activity
Source: RefSeq, a predicted model, not a curated record